UAAAAAGUUAAAAAAUGUACGAAAAAUCUGGGCAGUUUCGAUGGCCCAUCGUAAUAUUUAAAUGACAUGCGGACCGGAUAUGAUUUCCGGUACUUCAGUGAACUGAGGCAGACGGAUUCAACUGUUCACUUUUAUCAAUGAUUUCCAAUUGUCUGGUUGCAACAUAUGAAUUAAUGUAAAGGUGUAAUCAUCUUCGUUUCAAGUUUCUUCUAUGGACAUCAUCUGGCCAUCUUUAAAUGUUUAGAGUUCACAAACUUGUCUUACAGAUAUAGAAAUAAAAACAAGGUAAUUGAAAGGAAUGUAGGACAUGAUAUUGGAUAGAAUUCAGACUGUUUGAGUUUUUCAUUAAGUUAAUAAAUCAUAUUUACGUGUUUGUAACACAGACAAAAUGUUAUAUGUAUAUCCUAACAUAUGUAUAAAACAAAUAUAAAAAUGUAGUAGGCUGCCAUAAACAUUAAAAUAAGGAAUGGGACUAUCACUAUGGCCAAAGAUUACAAGUGUGCCAUAUGUGGGAAAUGUCGGUUAAAACAUAAAAGACCGAUCAUAAAUCCAGUUUUGAGAAAAUAUGCUUCAAAAAUAACUGGACGCUCUAUUGUAGAAAAUGAAGUUAUUUGUUCAAAAUGCAGAUCAACUUUCAAACGAUCAAUCAAAGCCUCUACAUGUACCACCCAAACGUCUACUAGUUUUGAGGAAACUGACGAAAGUGAUGAUGACUAUGUUAAUGACCCAAACUCUUGUAAGAAUGACAUUCUGAGUCCAAAAAAUAUCCACCUAAAAAUCUGUUCAACACAUUCUUCCCACAAAUAUUGCAUUGUAUGUAAAAGAAAAAGCAGCAACAGGGUGAAGCUUUGUGUUGUGCCAUUGGAAGCAAGGACACAAGCUUUCAUUCACAAAGGCAUUUUUAUUGACUCGAAAGCCAGAUGUUGUUCAUCCCACUUACAGAAUCAUAAUUUAACACAAGAAUCGUUAUUCCAAAUUCAGGCAAAAUAUGACCGGUCAUACUUUAACCGGACAGAUAUUGUGACAAUCUUACAAAAUGUAAGAGCUACGUUAUUGAAACAAACCACAAGGCUUAAUUUCGACAAAACGUCUUCUCUUUCUAAUGAGGACUAUUAUAAUAUGACAGGAGUAUCCAAAGAACAGUUUACUGAUAUCGCAUCUAGAUUGUCAUCUUUACGAAACUCUUCCGUCCGAUCUGUUGAAGCAUGCUUAGGAAUUUUACUAGUUAAACUCAGAACCGGACUUCCAAAUACUAUCCUUUCUACACUAUUCUGUUUAACUAAAAACCAAAUUCAACGUUCUGUUCAUUCUGCCAAAAAUGCUAUGAUGGCCGAUUACGUUCCAGACCAUUUGGGGUUCCAACAUAUUGACCAUGAAACUUUUGUCAACAGUCAUAACACGCCAUUAGCUAAUAACUUAUUUUCAAAUAAUGAAAACAGUGCUAUUUUGGUUUUAGACGGAACAUAUAUUUAUAUUCAAAAAAGUUCAAAUUAUAAGUUUCAAAGAGUAUGCUAUAGCAUGCACAAACAUCGGCCACUGGUGAAAAUGAUGGUCAUAGUUGCCUCCGAUGGUUACAUUCUAAAUGUUUUAGGACCGUACCGUUCUGACGGUAAAAACAAUGAUGCGUCUAUAACAAAACACAUCUUACGGAAAAACGAGGAAGACAUUAAACACUGGGUUCAGGAGAACGAUGUGGCAAUUGUGGAUAGAGGGUUUAGAGAUAAAAUAGAGUUCCUUGCAAAACAUGGGCUUCAUGUUGAAAUGCCAACAUAUCUAAAAAAGGGACAGUCCCAACAUACAACAGAAGAGGCAAACUUAUCUCGUCUUGUAACCAAAGUAAGGUGGGUGGUAGAGAGUGCAAAUGGCAGAAUUAAGCACUGGAGACUUCUGGAUAAGGUAUUGCACAAUCACUACAUAACAUCGAUUGGUGAUUUUGUGAGAAUAGUGUGUGCUAUUUGCAAUGACUGUAGACCCUCAUUGUCAAAACUCAAUCCAGACGGCAUACAAUUGGCACAACAGAUGUUAGAGAAAUCCAGACAGAACAACAACAUCAAGACAAUGGUAGAGGAGGAAAAUCUGAUGCGUAAAAGGACUGUCUACCAGACAGUCAACUCAUUUGACCUCACAGAUUUUCCUGUCCUAACACUGGAUGAUUUACGGGAGUUGACAAUGGGAAUCUAUCAAAUAAAGCAGGCACCUCUUUAUACGAGAGAACAUUUAGCUGAGGAAUCCGGUCUAUACGAGCUGCAUCUAGUAAGGGACAAACCGAAUCUUAUUCGUUGCAAAAUCCAGUCGAGGCACACAAAUUCAGCCGUACAUACCCUCUGGAUUGAAUAUAAUCCAGAUACAGUAACAGGGUGGUAUUGUACGUGCAAAGCUGGCGCAAGGACUGUUGGCUGUUGUGCACACAUUGCCAGUGUAAUUUGGUUCUUAGGGUAUCAACGGUACUCUCUAAUUAAGUCUGGCCCAUCUGGAGGCUUCUUAUCUUCUGUCAUGGAUGCAAGUGAUAUGCCAUUAACUGAUAGCGACAGCGACAGUGAUACCAAUGAAAAUGUUGAGGAAUAA
Messenger RNA from Mytilus trossulus (common blue mussel), 2565 nucleotides. RefSeq lists its product as uncharacterized. Gene Ontology annotation, molecular function: zinc ion binding. Bases 481 to 2565 code for a protein of 694 amino acids. The transcript has 5 exons. Lineage: Eukaryota; Metazoa; Mollusca; Bivalvia; Mytilida; Mytilidae. The record is from RefSeq and is a predicted model, not a curated record.